AUGCACUCUCUAAAACACCCUCAUGAAAACUCUCUACAAAAUCAUCAAAAGAUCGAUAUCAAUGAAGGAGUUGAGAGAUUGAGGUUCUCGAUGGUCUUUUUUAUGCUCAUUUUACAAGUUUUCUAUGGAAAUAUGGACCAAUGGGAUGAUGGAGGAGACUUCAGUUGUGCAUCAUUUAAUAAAGAUUGGUUAACUAUGUAA
Messenger RNA from Prunus armeniaca (apricot), 201 nucleotides. The record is from the annotation of a GenBank genome assembly. Lineage: Eukaryota; Viridiplantae; Streptophyta; Magnoliopsida; Rosales; Rosaceae.